AUUUAUCAAAAGGAAGUGUUAUUAAUUGUCAUAUUCUUCGUCGUUAUCAUCAAUCUCAAGAUAAUAUUUCAUGUGAGAAUGAUGACCUGUUGACUAAAAACGAUCUGAUCUUAUUCACCGUUCAUCAUACAAUGUUUGAUGGAGCAUCUGUAUCAAUUUUCCUUCGUGAUUUUUCUCUUGCUUAUCAAUCUGAUGGCUCAUUAUUUGUAAACAAUAAUCUAUUGAAUUAUAUAGAUUAUUCUGUUCAUGAACAUAUCAUGGAUAUGUCAUUAUCUCGUGAAUUCUGGCAUUCUCAACUUGAAAGAUACAAUAUCGAAUGUUCAUUAUCAUUACCAGUUGAUCGACAACGUUCACCAACUAAUCAACAACGAUCAGGCUUAGCAUCCAUAGCAGAAAUCAAUUUUGAUAAUGAAUUAUGCACAUUGUUUCUAAAUUAUGCAUCAUCACAUCAUCUCACACUUUUUCAACUUGGAUUAUCUAUAUUUUAUAUCUUCCUAUUCAAAUUAACUCAUGGUGACAGUGAUCUAUGUAUUGGUUCUAUCAAUGCUAAUCGAUAUCGAAGUGAAUUAGUGAAUAUGAUAGGAAUGUUUGUUUCAACAUUGCCAUAUCGUUUAGAAAUUGAUUCUCAUUGGUCAUUUGAUGAACUUGCUAAACAUGUACGAGAAAAAUGUUUAUCAAUUCUUGAACGUUCUCAUUAUCCAUUACAGCAUAUUCUUGGUAAUAAUCGAUUAAACCAAUCGAGUGUAUCAUUUUUUGAGAUAAUGUUUGAUUUUAUCAGUGUGUCAAAAGAUAUGAGACAUUUAAGUUUGAAUGAUGCAAAUUUAGAACAAGUAUCAUUACAACAAUCAGCUGAAGUGUCCAACAAACUGUCUCUUAUUCUUCCUGAGGAAGCUGAAGAAAUGGAAUUAGUUGUGUUUCAUCGACUGGGGAAUAUUGUGAAUGAAGCACCAACAUCAUUCGCACAAGCUCGUAUAUGGCUUGACGAAAGAGUUCGAUUCGAUCCAGACAAACCUCAAAUAGCAAUCUAUAAUAUGCCUUUUGUUUAUCGUCUACAACCACAUCAUACUUUAUCAGUUAAACAACUUCGACAUGCUCUUCAUCUCACUGUUAACAAACAUCGCUCACUUCACACAUCACUUCAUUUUGACAUCCAAAAGAAUCUACUUAUGCAACGAGUUAUUACUAGUGAAGAUAAAACCAACACUAAUAAUAUGUUUUCAAUCAUCGAAACUACUUAUCAAACAGAUGAACAAUUAAAUGAGAUUGUACAUGACGAGAAACGUAAUCCACAUCUCUUUGAUCUUGGUCAAGGUCUUGUCUUUCGAUGUCAUCUUGUUUACUACAAACAAAUCUCUUCCAAUGAUCUUCUUUCUCACAAAGAUCUACUUAUCUUCAACUUUCAUCAUGCUCUAUUUGAUUUUCCAUCAAUGAAAGUGUUUCAUCAUGAUCUUAACCAAGCAUAUGCAACAGGUCAAUUGUUGUAUGAUGACAACACUAAUCUUCGUUAUCUCGAUUAUGCUGUUAUUGAACAACAAAUGUCAAUGACUGGUGCAAGUAUGUUUUGGCUUGAUGCUCUUCAUGAUUGUAAACUCGAUCAGCCUUUAUCAUUACCAUUCGAUCGAUAUCGUCUUGCAAAUGAACAUCGAACUGGUCGUGGAACAUCUAUUUCUUUUGAUUUUGGUCAAGAUCUCUCACAUGACUUUCUUACUCAUGCAUCAUCAAAUAAUAUAUCACUUGAACAUCUCACAUUUGCUAUUUAUUUCAUCUUUCUAUUUAAACUAACUAAUGGACAAACAGAUUUAUGUCUGGCUAUGAACAUCAAUAAUAAUCGAUAUAGAGAUGAGCUCAAAUCAAUCAUUGGAUUGUUUGAGAAUGUCAUCCCAUUACUAUGUCGAUUAGAUCCUCACUGGCGUUUUCAUGAAUUACUCGAACAAGUUCAAGAGAUCACAACAAAUAGUAUGAAAUAUUCAUAUUUUCCACUUCAACGUAUUCUCAAUCAACAUCCACAUAUUUCAAGACAUGCAUUUCUCGAUACAUCUCUGGAAUUUAUAUCAUACAAGAAUAAUAAUACAGUUAUGAUUGGUAAUUCUCAACUUGUUCCGAGAUCUUCCUCAUUCGACAUUAAUGAAGAUGAAAUACUAAGUGUAUCCGACUUCUCUAUUUCAUUUCAUCAUAAUAUGAACAUGAAUCAACUGUCCUGCACAAUUAAUGGAUCACUUGACUUAUUCAAUAGAGACACAGUAGAGAAGAUUUCACAACGAUUUCAUUUCAUCUCAAAUCAAUUAUUUGCAUCUACGAUUGACAAUCAAAUGAACAAACCAAUCUAUGAGCAAUCAUUAAUAUUAUCAAAUGAACAAUAUCUGAUGCAAUCAUUGAAUAAUACACAAGUAUCAUUUCCAUAUCCUCUCACUUGUAUUCAUCAUGAGUUUGUAAGUCAAGUAAUGAAACAUCCACAAAAACUAGCUGUUGAACUUGAUGAACAAUCAUUAACAUAUUGUGAGCUGUUGUAUUAUGUUCAAGUGUUAUCUUUAACUCUUCUUAAUGAACAUCUUAUCACUCCAGGUGAAAUAGUUUGUCAAUGUGUUGAGCGAAGUUUGUCAAUGGUGAUUGGUAUAAUGGGAAUUGAAAUGGCUGGUGGUGUUUAUUGUCCAUUUUCACCUCGAGAUCCACAACAUCGUUUACAUGCUCUUGUACAACAAACUCAAACUCGUCUUGUUCUUGUUCAUGGUUUAACUAAGACCAAGUUUUAUCAUAAUAUCAUAUCACUUGAUAUUGACUUCAUAGUGUCGGACAACAAGAGAGUGGGUAAAGGUGAUAUUGAUGGAUUAUCAAAUGUUUUACUAGCAGCAAAAGAUAUGGCUUAUAUCAUAUACACAAGUGGCUCAACAGGAACACCGAAAGCAGCUCAAGUGCGACAUCGAAAUUUCAGUCGGUACAUGAAUUCAUUAGUAUAUGGUGAUGUUUUGAAAGAGAAAGAUACAAUUAUGCAAAUAUCCCGUUGUUCAUUUGAUACACAUGUUCAAGAUAUCAUGGGCACAUUAUCAACUGGAGGUACACUUAUCAUGUUGCAUCUAGGAGGAAUUAUUGAUCUAGCGUAUCUUGCUGACGUCAUCAAAAAGAAGAAUGUUACAUGCUUUACUAGUGUACCAACUAUUCUUCAACAUUUAUUUGAUUUUUUGAAACAAUCUAAUGAUAGCUCAUCUUUAAUAAGUCUUCGAUGCGUUUGCACUGGUGGGGAAAAGUGUUCUAUCAAUCUGGUGAACCUAAUUUUAAGUUCAAUCGCGGAUCACUGUGAACUGUGGAACCUUUAUGGUCCAGCUGAAGCUACUAUAGUUUGUACCUAUCAUAGAGUAAAUCUCAUGGAUAACACUCAAAGCAUAUCAAUUGGUAGACCACUUUGUAAUUAUCAAUGUAUGACUAUGAAUCCAUAUUUACAAUCAUCUGUUAUUGGCCAAGAAGGUGAGCUGCUAGUGGGAGGAGCAGGUGUCUUUGCUGGUUAUCUUGGACGUGAUGAUUUAACUGCAAAAGUUCUUGUUGAAAUCGAUGGUGAUCUAUUUUAUCGAACAGGUGAUCUUGUUAGAAUAAAUAACAAUGGUCUUCUUCAUUAUCAAGGAAGAAAAGAUCAUCAAAUCAAACUACAUGGACAAAGAAUUGAACUUGGUGAAAUCGAACGAUGUUUACUUAACAUCACAUCCAUAUCUGCUUGUGUUGUCAUGAAAUGGAAUGAUGAUUAUUUAGUUGCUUAUGUUCAAUCUUCCUCUCAUAUCAAUGAAGAAGAACUACGUGAACAUUGUCAAUCUUAUCUUCCACCACAUAUGAUACCAUCCAUAUUCAUUAUACUUGAUAAACUACCUUUGAAUCAAAAUGGAAAAGUAGAUCGAAAGCAACUUCCUUCACCCCACUUCUCAUCUAUACAUCUCACAAAUAGUAUAGAACUAUUAUUACCAACAAAUGAUAUUGAAAUUAGUAUCCAUCAUAUUUGGUGUGAGAUAUUCAAACUAAAUCAAAUCUCAACUGAUACAAACAUAUUUGCUAUUGGUGGUCAUUCAUUACUAAUCAUGCAACUUUUUCAUCGAUACAAAAUCGAGUUUCAUUUAGAAACAAAUUCUCUUUCUAUGACUAGAGCAUCAUUUGCACAACAACGAAUCUAUUUAGAUGAACAAAUUCGAUUUUCAUCCAACAAAACAAUCAUGAAUAACAUCUAUGUUAUUCCAUUACUUUAUCGAAUAUCAUCGAUAAAUGAUCAUGUAUCCAUUACUCGAUUACAUCAUGCAUUUCAAAGUGUUAUUACAAAACAUAAUAUUCUUCGAACAGCACUGUAUCUUGAUGCAAAUAGCAAUAUUGUACAACACUGCUUAGAUGCAAAUAUCAUUCUCGAUGAUCAUAUGAAAUCAAAUGGAUUGACAAUCGUUAAUCUUCAUACUGAUGAUCGUCGUCACAUGAAUGAAGUUAUUGCAGAAAUCUUAAAUCAAUCUGAUUUGUUCGAUUUAUCAAAAGGACGUGUUAUUAAUUGUCAUAUUCUUCGUCAUUGUCAUCAAUCUCAACAUACUAUCUCAUAUGAGAAUGAUGAUCUAUUGAGUGAAAAUGAUCACAUAUUGAUUAGUAUUCAUCAUGCAAUGUUUGAUGGAGCAUCAACAUCAAUCUUCCUUCGUGAUCUUUCCCUUGCUUAUCAAUCCGAUAACUCCCGAUCUAUGAAUGAAAACUCAUUGAAUUAUAUAGAUUAUUCUGUUCAUGAACAUAUCAUGGAUAUAUCAUUAUCUCGUGAAUUCUGGUAUUCUCAACUUGAAGGAUAUAAUAUCGAAUGUUCAUUAUUAUUACCAGUUGAUCGACAACGUUCAUCCACUAAUCAACAACGAUCGGGCUUAGCAUCCAUAGGUGAAAUCAUUUUUGAUAAUGAACUAUGCACAUCAUUUCUAAACUAUGCAUCAUCACAUCAUCUCACACUUUUUCAACUUGGAUUAUCUAUAUUUUAUGUCUUCCUAUUCAAAUUAACUCAUGGUCAAACUGAUUUAUGUAUUGGUUCUAUCAAUGCUAAUCGAUAUCGAAGUGAAUUACAAAAUCUAAUCGGAAUGUUUGUUUCAACAUUACCGUAUCGUGUUGAACUAGAUCCCCAUGGGUCAUUUGAUGAAGUAGUUAAAUAUGUACAAGAAAAAUGCUUAUCAAUUCUUGAACAUUCUCAUUAUCCACUUCAACAUAUCCUUAGUGAUUUACAUUUCACUCAGUCAAAUGCGUCAUUUCGUGAAGCAAUGUUUGAUUUCAUUACUGUGUCACAAGAUAUGGGACAUUUAUGUUUGAAUAGUGUUAAUCUAGAACAAGUGUCGUUACAACAAUCAUAUGAAAUGGCUAAAUUUGACUUCUCAUUGAACUUUAUAUAUAAUUCAUUAUUAGAUCAUAAUCAGUUGUCUUGCUCUUUUAUUUGUUCAAGUGAUCUGUUUGAUGGAACAACACUUGCCAUAAUAGGUCGAAGAUUUCAACUUGUUUUAGAACAACUGUUUUCAUCGAAGUCAAGCACACAGUGCAUUGAUUUUUAUUGUACAUCUAUAUCAAAAGUUGAUCUUAUCCUAUCAGAAGAAGAUGAAGAAAGAGAAGCGAUAGUGUUUCAUAGGUUGGAAAAUAUUAUUAAUGAAGGACCAGCAUCCUUUGCACAAUAUCGAAUAUGGCAUGAAAAUCAAAGAGGCGUCGAUACUGAUCAAUCAUCUUUAACGACCCAUAAUAUACCAUUUUUCUAUCGCCUCUAUACAGAAAAUGUGUUAUCCGUAAAACAACUUCGUCGUGCUCUUCAACUCAUUGUAACCGAACAUGAAUCACUUUAUACAUCACUCAUCUAUGAUUCUAACAAAAAUAUACUCAUGCAGAGAGUUCUCACUCAACAACAUAUCAAUAAUGACUCGUUUACAAUUACUGAAAGCACUUAUGAAACAGAUGAACAACUCAAUGCUAUCAUCGAAAAUGAGAAAUGUAACCGCCAACUUUUCGAUCUCACCCAAGGUCUUGUCUUUCGAUGUCGUAUUAUUUACUAUAAACAAAUCUCUUCGAACAACAUUCUUUCCAAUAAAGAUAUAAUUAUCUUCAAUUUUCAUCAAGCUUUCUUUGAUUAUCCAUCCAUGAGCUUAUUUCUUCAUGAUCUCGAUCAAGCUUAUAGAACAGGUCAACUACCUUUCAAUGAUGACAAUACUACCUUACGUUAUCUUGAUUAUGCUGUCAUUGAACGACAAAUGUCCAUGACAGGUGCAAGUAUGUUUUGGCUUGAUACUCUGUAUAAUUGUCAUCUUGAUCAAUCUCUGACAUUACCAUAUGAUCGAUAUCGCCUCAUGAAUGAACAUCGAACUAAUCGAGCAACCUCUAUUUCUUUUGAUUUUGAUCAAGAUCUUUCUCAUUACUUUCUUAUCUAUGCAUCAUCAAACAAUAUCAAACAUGAUCAUCUAGCACUUGCUACUUACUUUAUCUUCUUAUUUAAAUUAACGAAUGGUGAACAAGAUUUAUGUAUUUCAAUGAAUAUCGAUAAUCGUUAUAGAGAUGAACUAAAAUCUAUGAUUGGACUGUUUGAGAAUAUCAUUCCAUUACGAUGUCAACUAGAUCCUCACUGGUCUUUUCAAUAUCUACUCCAAUAUGUCCGAGAGACAACAACCAAUAGUAUGAAAUAUUCUUAUUUUCCUCUUCAACGUAUUCUCAGUCAAGAUUCAAAUGUUUCAAAACCAGCAUUUCUUGAUAUAUCAUUUCAAUUUCUUUCGUCUGUGACAAACAGUGACAAUAAACUAAUAAGGAUUGGCAAUACUCAACUUUCUUCCAUACCUUUCACAAUGAACAUUAAUGAUUUCUCAUUUCUAAUCGAGCAUGAUCGCAAUAUCAAUCAACUCUCAUGCACAAUCGAUGCAUCACUUGAUUUGUUCAACGUAGAAACAAUUGAUAAGAUAUCUCAACGAUUUCAUUCAAUCUUAUAUCAAUUAUUUACAUCUAUCGAUGAUAAAAUGAAUAAAUCAAUCUAUGAAAUAUCAUUAACACUACCAAAUGAAAGAUUACUCAUGCAAUCAAUGAAUAACACACAAGUAUCAUUUCCAUCUCCUGUUACUUGUAUUCAUCAUGAGUUUGUAUAUCAAGUGAUGAAACAUCCACAAAAACUAGCUGUUGAAUUGGAUGAACAAUCUUUGGCAUAUGCUGAACUCUUAUAUUAUGUUCAAGUAAUUGGUAUUAUGGGAAUUGAAAUGGCUCGUGGAGUUUAUUGUCCAUUAUCACCUCGAGAUCCACAACAUCGUUCAUAUGCACUCACACAACAAACUCAAAGUCGUCUUGUUCUUGUCCAUUAUUUAACUAAGACUAACUUUGAUCAUAAUAUUGUUUCACUCGAUAUUGAUGCAAUAUUAAAUAUCAAUGAUAUAGAUAAGAAUGGCCUUUCAAGUGCGAUAAUGAAAGGUGAAGAGAUAGCUUAUAUUAUUUUCACUAGUGGAUCAACUGGAACACCUAAAGCGGUUUGUUGA
Molecule: messenger RNA, 7475 nt
Organism: Adineta steineri
Lineage: Eukaryota; Metazoa; Rotifera; Eurotatoria; Adinetida; Adinetidae
Source: the annotation of a GenBank genome assembly